AGGAAAAAAAGUCUCUAUUUUCAAGAAUCUUUAAACUUUUAAUUCAAUAUGAAGGUGAUAGCAGCUUAUUUGUUGGCUCAAUUGGGUGGAAACUCUACCCCAUCAGCCAAUGAUUUAAAGAAAAUCUUGAAUUCUGUUGGUGCUGACAUUGAUGAUGUGAAAAUUGAACUAUUAUUGUCACAAGUAGAAGGCAAAGAUAUUAAUGAGUUAAUUGCUGCUGCCAAACAAAGAUUGGCUUCUACUACUACUACUACUUCUUCUAUGUCUUUUGGAUGUGUUGGUGGUUGUACAAAUAAUAAUGCUAAUGUUGAUGGACAAGUUGAAGAGAAGAAAGAGGAAAAGAAAGUUGAGAAGGUGGAAGAGUCUGAUGAAGAAGAUUUUAAUUUUAGUCUCUUUGAUUAGAAGUUUACUUUAGUUUUUUGUUGUUACUUUUAUGCACUAAUAGUAGUAGUAGUUGUGUUGUCUUGAUUAA
This is a messenger RNA of Solanum dulcamara, 472 nucleotides long. Its product is annotated as 60S acidic ribosomal protein P2-like. The transcript has a single exon. NCBI's taxonomy places the organism in Eukaryota, Viridiplantae, Streptophyta, Magnoliopsida, Solanales, Solanaceae. Gene Ontology annotation, cellular component: ribosome; cytosolic large ribosomal subunit. Bases 49 to 402 code for a protein of 117 amino acids. The record is from RefSeq and is a predicted model, not a curated record. Gene Ontology annotation, molecular function: structural constituent of ribosome. Gene Ontology annotation, biological process: cytoplasmic translational elongation.